Molecule: messenger RNA, 234 nt
Organism: Perkinsus marinus ATCC 50983
Lineage: Eukaryota; Perkinsozoa; Perkinsida; Perkinsidae
Exons: 2
Source: RefSeq, a predicted model, not a curated record
AUGCAUCACGGUGGUGCUGGUACUACUGCUAUGGGGUUGGACUGUGGCCUGCCUACUACUGUAGUAGCCUUCUUUGGAGACCAACCUCUGUGGGGUGGAAUGGUGGACGUGCGUGGCGCUGGCAAGAUGGUAUUGGCCAGGCGUGUCACCAACGAUAACAUGCUCACUGCGAUGCGGUAUUGUCUAUCGGCCGAGGCGAAAACGGCAGCUGAGGAGUUGAAGGAGGGACUGGCG